AUGAUUAAAGGUCAUCUUUAUCCAGAUAUGUCUCAGAUCAAUGAUGAUACAUUAUGUUGUCGUUUAAAAGUCUAUUUAUCAACCGUUGCUCUUAUUAGUUCAUUAUAUUCAACUACAAGUCAAGUUCUUUAUCAUUUCUUUCGAAUUAUUUAUUAUAAUCGACCUUUUUUCCAUGUUAAUAUUUAUUUUUAUAUAUUUAUUUUAUUAAUUCAACGUAUAUUAUGGUUAAUUAUUUUUAUUCUUGUAUUUGGUAUGCCUGCAUGUAGUACAACAAUUAUCUUUUAUUUAUUUGGUUAUAUCGGGUGGUGGGCAAAUCAUUUAACAUGGUCAACAUUUAUAUUAUCAUUUAUUGGUAUGAGUUUCGUACAAACAUAUUAUUCUUCUCAUCUUCGUUUAUUGAAAUCAAGGAGAUCAAAUCGAAUUAAUCCGACAGCAGCAAUAACACUCACUAACUUCAAGUAA
This is a messenger RNA of Rotaria sp. Silwood1, 462 nucleotides long. Lineage: Eukaryota; Metazoa; Rotifera; Eurotatoria; Philodinida; Philodinidae. The record is from the annotation of a GenBank genome assembly.